Molecule: messenger RNA, 1992 nt
Organism: Recurvomyces mirabilis
Lineage: Eukaryota; Fungi; Ascomycota; Dothideomycetes; Mycosphaerellales; Teratosphaeriaceae
Exons: 5
Coding region: 1-1992 (663 amino acids)
Molecular function (GO): phosphoric diester hydrolase activity
Source: RefSeq, a predicted model, not a curated record
AUGAGGGCAUCUCAUAUGGCACACAUCCUCGCACUGGGCUUUCUCGUCUCCCAGGUUGUUGGCCAUGACCUACAGCGCCGCACUUCACCUCUCGACCAGUAUCCCAGAAACACCCUUCCGAACCUUGGAGGUCCAGUCUUGUACUACAAUGGUACCGGACCAGUUCCUGGUAUUGAUAUUAUCUCGCCGCUACCUGUACCUCUGGCGAAUCUGACAUCGUACGAGGCAAUGAACGCUAUCGUGCAGGAGAUGGUGGCCAUCGGUUCCGGCAAGCUUAGUACUGAUACAUGCUCAAUCUGCACUUCAAGCUUAGAGGUCUUACAUAUCGCUUCACUGAGCUUGUCUCAGGGUGUGCUUACUGGUAUCAUGAUCGAAGUUUGCCAAACCCUGGACUUGACCAAUCUUGUCGCUCCUAGCACUUGCUCUUCUUACUUCUCCGGGAUUGGAGGGCUAGGUCCAUACUUUUCACAGCUGCUGCGUAAAAUGAGCGCUGCGACUGGCGACAUGCAGGCGUUCUGCUUUUAUGAGUUCAGUCUGUGCAAAGCACCACCAAUCACUGCCGUCGAUGAGAACGACUGGUUUCAUCCGAAGCCGGUCAAUAAGACUGCUGCUCCGCCGCCGUCGGGCAAGACGGCCAACGUGCUACACUUCUCGGACUGGCACAUGGACCCACGAUUCGACAUCGGUUCCGAAGCAAACUGUACCACUGGUUUGUGCUGCCGCUCUGAUUCGAAGAAUGCAGCCCUACACACGAAUGUAACGGACCCGUCGCUUCCGGUUUCUCGCUUUGGUGACUUCUUGUGCGACUCACCACCUGACUUGGCUCUCUCUGCAUUUGCCGACAUGCGACGCACUGUUGAUCUGUCCACUGUGUCUUUUGCAAUCUUCACAGGCGAUAUCGUGUCCCAUGAUCAGACGGAUCAAGAAAGCCGAGCACUGAGUACUUACGAAGAGACAAUUGCCUACCAGACUUUCAAGGCUCAGCUCGGCGACGUCCCAGUCUACAGCACUCUCGGUAACCAUGACUCGUGGCCCUCUGGCUUCAACACACCUAACAGCUUCCGCAACGAUUCUGCGCCGAACACGUUCUCAUGGAAUUACGAUCUUCUAUCUUCGCUGUGGCAGCAAGCAGGAUGGAUCGAUGGAAACGAAGCACAGUAUGCUGCCAGUCAUUACGGCGCUUAUGCCCACACUACCAAAGAUGGACUCCGAGUCAUCUCCAUCAACAGCGACUUCUGGUAUACGCCUAACAUCUUCAAUUACUAUAAUUAUACAAAUCCGGAUAAGAGCGGCAUCUUGCGCUUCCUGACCACAGAACUCCUCGCCGCUGAGGCAAGGAACCAACGCGCUUGGAUCAUUGGACAUGUCCCAUCAGGUGGCUCUUCCGCUAUCGGCAACCCGUCUGCGCUCUUUCAUAGUAUCGUUGCUCGUUUCAGUCCAGCCACCAUUGCAGGAGUAUUUUUCGGCCACACGCAUCAGGAUGGAAAGCAGCUAUACUACGAUUUUGCUUCCAGCUCCGCUACCGCGAACUCAUCCAGGGUAGUCAGGAAUUAUACCAGCCUCGACUACAACUCACCCCUUGCUGUGGCCUAUAUAGGCCCCUCAAUCGUGCCACUGACCAACUACAAUGCCGGCUGGUCCAUGUACGAAGUCGAUGCUGAGACAUUCUCAGUCGUCAACGGACAAGUCCACUUCGCCAACAUCAGCAACAGUCUUGCUUGGUCACCGGAGCCUGUUUGGGAGUUCGAGUACGAUAUUCGUCAAACGUAUGAUUCUAAUUGUACAUGGCCGGCAACCGCACCCCUCAAUGCAACAUUCUGGGACAAGGUGACCAAAAAUAUGUUGAACGAUAGUGCGCUGAUCGAACAAUAUCUGUUCCUGGCGACCAAGUCCAGCGUCAAGACUGCGGCAUGCAUGGGAGUGUGUCUCCAGAAGAGCAUCUGUGGCAUUCGUUCGAGCAGCAGGGCCGUGUAUGAGUUGUGCAAUGCCUGA